AUGGCGCCCAACCACUCGAGACCAGACAGAGUGGCGUGUCAUCUACUAGCACUGCCAGCAGAGCUGAGGAACCGAAUCUGGGAGUUUGCCAUAGAUUAUGGCGCGCCACUUCACUGUCUCCCGAUCGUACUAUACGGUGCACCACCAUAUGGCUCCUCCCUCAAGAUCGCAUUGGCUGUGACACAAGUGUGUCGCCAGAUCAGGGCCGAAACCCGCGAGAUGUUCUACACCUCCAACACAUUCGCCGUGCGAUUCGAUACCGCCCCCGCCCACCGCAAGACGAUCCGCUGGCUCGACGGCCUUGGCGACAAUGUUGUAUUCAUUAAUCGGAUUGAGGUGGUCGGUCUGUGUCGGAAGCACCUGCCCGCGGUAGAUGGUCGAGCGAGACCCUAUGCGGUUCCGGUGGCUUUCAGGAUAUCUUUCAAGGGAUUAGAUGCUCAGAUCCAGGUCACUGCUACCAGACUACCUGGAUUCGACGCCGCUAAUUAUCGUCCAUGGCGCGUGAGAGAGCAGGAAAUCAAGGCCGCAAAUGCGUUGAUAGAGGAAGACGCGAAGUGGAUGCAAGAGCGCAUUCAGAGUUGGAUUCGAGCCACCGAGGAAGCCCAUCCAAGACUCAGAUUGUGGCAGACACUUGUGCGAGAGGGUUCGCAGAUGGGUAGCAUUGGCAUGAAAGGCGGAUUCUUCCACCUUGUGCGAAUUCUUCCACCUCGAGUCUACACUUAA
Fulvia fulva is the source of this 723-nucleotide messenger RNA. RefSeq lists its product as uncharacterized. Lineage: Eukaryota; Fungi; Ascomycota; Dothideomycetes; Mycosphaerellales; Mycosphaerellaceae. The coding region runs from base 1 to 723 and encodes 240 amino acids. The record is from RefSeq and is a predicted model, not a curated record. The transcript is spliced from 2 exons.